AUGUGGAUAGCGAGACACGGUUGCCCCAUCACAUUCCAAUCAGACAAUGGCAAAGCAUUCGUUGGUGAUCUCAUGAAGAAGUUAAUGAAGAGGUCGCAAGUGGCGCAGGCCCACUUGACCAAUUAUCAACCACAAGCGAAUGGCCUAAUUGAAAAACAAAAUUGCACGUUGGUUUCCAUGUUGAGAGUUUAUUGCUCACGAUACAUGGAUGACUGGUAUAGACACUUGCCGCAAGUGAUGGGCGCCUAUAACAGCACAGAACAUUCCACCACGGUAAUAAACCCACAUGUGAUGCUAACUGGCCACGAGAAAGCUCUUCCAUUAACAUUCUUCUACCCUGAGUACGAAUGA
Messenger RNA from Symsagittifera roscoffensis, 351 nucleotides. RefSeq lists its product as uncharacterized. The record is from RefSeq and is a predicted model, not a curated record. Gene Ontology annotation, biological process: DNA integration. Bases 1 to 351 code for a protein of 116 amino acids. The transcript has a single exon. NCBI's taxonomy places the organism in Eukaryota, Metazoa, Xenacoelomorpha, Acoela, Convolutidae. Gene Ontology annotation, molecular function: nucleic acid binding.